Molecule: messenger RNA, 2662 nt
Organism: Phaeodactylum tricornutum CCAP 1055/1
Lineage: Eukaryota; Bacillariophyta; Bacillariophyceae; Surirellales; Neidiaceae
Exons: 2
Coding region: 1-2649 (882 amino acids)
Source: RefSeq, a predicted model, not a curated record
AUGGUGCCACGGAUUCCAAUCAUCUUGGUGUUCGCAGGGUGGCUGGGCGUGUUGUCGACCACUGCCCAACGCCUGACAAGCUUUACGCUCAUCAACGCCCAAACCAAUCAACCAAUUGGACUCAUUGAGGACAACGACCUCAUUGAUGUCCAAGCCGUGGGAGCGUCCGCCUUGAGUUUGCGCGCCAAUAUUAACAACAACACAACCAGUGUUGGUUCGGUUCGAUUCUUCAUCAACGGCGAAACAAGCGCGGUAGAGAACGUAGUGCCGUACGCCUUGGGUGGGGAUACGGACGGAAACUACAACGCCGUCCCUGCCCUCGUGACGCCUGGAUCGGUCAUGGUGCGAGCCACACUCUGGAGUGGGCCGGACGGCACCGGAGAUCAACUGCAAUCGGUAACCCUCACAUUGCAAGUGUUUGUUGCGGGUAACGCAGACGUGCCGACACUGUCGCCCAAUACGGUAGCGGCAUCCACCGGUGGCGACGUUGGAAGAUAUCCCGCCAGUCCGGAAGGAACUGUGUCUGGUGUUCGGCAGGUGUGGCACAAGGUGACUCUGGGCUUUGUCGGACCAAAUGCCAGCGAAACCGCCACUCCGAAUCCCUUUACCGAUUAUCGACUGGACGUUACGUUUACGAGUUUGGACUCGCCCCAGUCCUUUACGGUCCCGGGCUACUACGCCGCGGACGGAAACGCCGCCAAUACCGGCGCGUCGUCUGGUGCCGUGUGGCUCGUACACUUUGCUCCCGACCUUGACGGGAACUGGGCCUGGGAAGCCAACUUUACCACCGGCACCCUCGUGGCCCAGUACGGAGACGGCAGCUCGGCCGGGUUUUUCGACGGGGCGUCCGGGAAUUUCUCCGUCGCUACCAGUAACAAGAAAGGUCGAGACUUUCGUGCCCGAGGGCGACUCCAGUACGUCGGUGAGCAUCAUCUCAAAUUCCCCAACGGCGAAUGGUUCCUCAAGGCCGGCGCCGAUAGUCCGGAAAACUUUUUGGCUUACGAGGAUUUCGACAAUACUCCCAAUCAAGGGGGGAGGCGCAAGUCGUGGGCUCCCCACACGCAAGACUAUACCGAGGGAGAUCCCACUUGGGCCGGGGGUAAGGGGAAAGGAAUGAUUGGAGGUACGUACAGGGAGAAGAUUGAAAUGAAGCGGUACGGAGUUUACGUGGAACAUGCGAUACCUAACUCGUCCCGUUUGCUCCUCCGCCAUCAAGCGCUCAAUUACCUGGCGAACAAGGGUAUGAACGCGUUUAGCUUUUUACCAAUGAACAUCGAAGGUGACGACAAAAACGUGUUUCCGUACGUUUCCGAUGCCGCUGGGGAAGACCGAAUGCGGAUAGACGUUUCGAAAACGGCUCAGUGGGAGGUUGUAUUUGAGCACGCGGAUCAUUUGGGGCUCUUUUUGCACUUCAAAACGCAAGAGACAGAGAACGAUCGAUUGUUGGACAACGGAAGCUUGGGCGACGAACGACGACUGUACUAUCGCGAGCUCGUCGCGCGCUUUGGUCAUCAUCUUGCUUUGAACUGGAAUUUGGGCGAGGAAAACAGAAAUACGGAUAUGCAACGGAAAGCCUAUACCGACUACUUCAAAGAAAUUGAUCCCUACCAGCACCCAGUUGUCGUACACACAUUUCCGCGACAAAAAGAAGCAAUCUACGCUGAUUUACUUGGCUACUCUACUUUUGACGGGGCCUCGUUGCAAUCUAGUCCACAACUUGUGUUUAAUGACACUCUCGAGUGGCGGACCCGAUCAGCUGCGGCUGGUCGGAAAUGGGUCGUGGCAAAUGACGAGCAAGGAGAUGCUCAGACCGGAGUUGCUCCAGAUGACGUGGAUCCGACUCACGACGGCAUCCGAGAAAACGUGCUCUGGGGAAAUCUCAUGGCCGGUGGUGCCGGAGUAGAGUAUUACUUCGGUUAUCGAUACGCCAACUCGGAUUUGACCUGUGAAGACUGGCGCAGUCGCGAUGCCAUGUGGGAUCUUUCACGAUACGCACUCGAAUUCUUCCAGAACAAUACUAUUGAAUUCUGGAAAAUGUCGAACGCCAAUGAUCGAGUCUCCAAUGGAUGGUGUCUAGCUCACGAGGACGGUACAAUGAUGGUGGUAUAUUUGAUUGACGGAGGGACCGCGUCUAUCGAUCUCGCAGGAUCUACAGGCACAACCUAUACCUCCAAAUGGUUCAAUCCUCGUACAGGAGGAGCUUUACAGGAUGGUUCCGUGCGCAGUUUGAAUGUUGGAGGUACCCAAUCUCUAGGAAAUGCUCCCGACGGUGCUCCCGGAGAUUGGGUGGUACUGAUAACCCUGGACGCCGCCUUUGUUACCCCUGCUCCAGUCAAUCAACCUACUUCAAGUCCGGUUGUAUUUCCAACACAGAAUUCUACACAGCCACCAGUGGUAAACGCAAGCAGUGUGCCAACCGUAAGCCCCAUCAGCGAAUCUGUCCCAUCCGCUGCUCCAGUCGCAGCACCUAUCCGUGCCCCCACAACGGCUACCCCCAUAUUGGCGCCUACCAAUCUCCCAACGGCAUUGCCGUCAUCAAGCGCUACAACGCAGUCUCUCAGGCCAACUACACUGACAUCCUCCGCUUUCUCCGCAACAAAAAAGCUCCACCCUAUUUUUUACUUGGCAAUGCUUUUCUUGUCUUGGUAAGCGCAAGACUAUG